Molecule: messenger RNA, 2208 nt
Organism: Cladocopium goreaui
Lineage: Eukaryota; Dinophyceae; Suessiales; Symbiodiniaceae
Source: the annotation of a GenBank genome assembly
GGAAACUCGGCCAUGAUGGCUGCUUUUGGCUCCAUGGUAGUAGCAGACGCACCCAGGCAGCAGAUGAGAAGCCACCACAUUCCUGCAGUCUACAUCCCCAAUGCCAGACACCCAAAGGGUCAGCCGUCUGACACCAUGGCCGCCUGGGAUUUGUGGGACCGCUUGGAAAGGGUGGUGCAGAAUGACAGCCACCUGGCGGGAGAGAUGGGCUGGAUGGAGAUGCCUUGGGACUUUCUGACGAUCAUCAGGUUAUAUCAGGUUGAUCUCGGAUUUGAGGCAAAAAAUGUUGAGGAAAAGAGAAAUUGGGGCAUUGCUGAAAACACGACAUCAUUUCUCUGCUUCGGCCAUGUUGAGUUCCCCUUGCAAGGCGAGCCUGCGCUGUCCAUCCGAGGCUUCAUGUCGGCCAACGAUGAUUUCCAGGCCCUCAAAACGGCCGUGCUGAAGCAAGGCGAUGCCCUGCCGGCGCAGCGCCAAUAUGCUACCCUGGCCUGGGACUUUGUGCUGGGAUUUGCGCAGAAGAAGCUUGGAGUCGGCCCGGUGGUUGCGGGGCUCUUGGCAGACCCAAAUUUCAGACACGCCUAUGCCAGCAACCCAGAGUUUCGGAAGAAAGCCACUGAGCUGCAUGCAGACGUGCAGAAGGCGCUGGCCGAGGUGGACGCGGUGGAAGACGUGAAAGCUCCAAAGCCUGUGGAGCCACCCAAGCCCAAAAUCUCGGGAAAGGAGGCAGUGUGGCCAGACUGGGAGGCCCUGGAGGCGGCGGUGCGGCUGGAUCACUUCAUGGGUUCCAACGAGGAGUUCCGCGUCUUCCGCCUGGCCGUGCUGGUGGCCCGGCAGGGCGGACGGUGGUCUUUGGCCGCCGACCCUGUUCAAUUGGCAGCUCAAGUGGCCCGUGCACCGUUGGUGUGGCAAUUUCUCGUGGGCUUCGGGGAAAAGAAAACCUUGUACCGGUCACAGAUGGCUGAAGUCGUUGGAAUCCUGCGGCAAGAGAAGGGCUGGGAAGAAAGCUUAGAUGCCAUGCGCCCCCAGAUGCAGGAUCGCCUCAGAGCCCUUCCGGCCAUCCUCCAACAAGCCCUGGGCGCAGACCAUGCAGAAGCCGAAGAGGCCUCCAACGCGGCGAGUUUCAGUCCAGACGUGGAGCUCGCUUCGCCUAAGGAGGACAUCGGCUACAGCAGCCCCAGCUUCGAAUCCUUGGAGGAGCGCUUGAAGUCCAUGAUGGGAUUCAUGGAGGGCCUGGCCGGCAGUGCUGAGCCAGCGCCGGACAAGGCAGAGCAGGAACGAUUGGAGGGCUUCCAGCUGCAGGAAAUGGAGAAGUUGCUGAAAGUCACGGAACCGGUGGAGCCACCAGCUGCGCCAGCGGUGCAGCCGGAGCCUGCAAAGCCGAUUCCAAGAGCAGCCACAGAGCCUUACGAUAAAGCAGCUGCUUUAUUGGAGCGAGCGUCAACUCUUGAAGGUCAAUGGCCAGUGGUAGCACACUACCUGCAAGUCUAUGCCCUGGAGCUGUUGAUCACUGCAAAGCAGGCUGGUCAGUCCAGCCCGCAAGCUGACAACAUGAUGCUGACAGCUUUGCAGGCAGCUGAACUCAAAAAGGGCCAGCUGGACCUGACGAGUGGCCCGGCAAAGGCUCAAGAAUUUGUCCUCAAGGUCUAUGAUGCUGCAGUUGCCUCAGAUUCCUUGCCAAAGUUGUUGGAUGCCAGUCUCUACUUGGAGUCCUUGUACCAAUUCUAUGGCGCUGCCCGGCCAGUUGAGCUGACCAACAGGGCAUCCUACGCACAGCUUCGGGCUGAGUAUUUGGCCAGCUGCCAGCAACAUGGGAAAUCACCUGCAGCUGCAAAACCUCCUGCACUGCCUGUGCCCACCCUCCCUGGUGCAUCCACUGCCAUGCCAAAAACUGCAGCAGCACCACCUGCUGCUCCAGCACCGGCGGCACCUGCGACAGCACCUGCGGCAGCACCACCUGCUGCGCCAGCACCACUUGCGCCAGCAGCACCUGCAGCACCAGCAGCACCUGCAGCACCAGCAGCACCUACAGCCAAAGCAAAGGCAAUGCCACAGACGAUUGCCCCCGAGAUAGCUGGGAUGCCACGAGCCAAACGACAAGCUGAAGCACGGAAGAAGACUGACCAGGCCUCGAGUGCCUUGAAGGCUGGCCAGGACGAGAGCGCCAGAGCCUACAUUAGGGAGGCACUUGGUCUCCUGGAAGGCUUGUGA